Penicillium nucicola is the source of this 3792-nucleotide messenger RNA. RefSeq lists its product as uncharacterized. Bases 1 to 3792 code for a protein of 1263 amino acids. The record is from RefSeq and is a predicted model, not a curated record. NCBI's taxonomy places the organism in Eukaryota, Fungi, Ascomycota, Eurotiomycetes, Eurotiales, Aspergillaceae. The transcript is spliced from 4 exons.
AUGGACGCCUACCCUGAAGACUACGUCAACCACAACCUGCCUUUUGUCCUUCUUUCAGGACUAGAGGCUGGCUCUGAAGAUGAAUCAGAAGCAUCGUCGAGCUAUCCUCUGUUGUUGGAGAAGGGAACACAUAUCUUCUCCGACUUCCCACCGUUGAGCGGGGCUGUUGCGGAGGAGCUGCGGAGCUUACUCCUGGAAGAGGAUUGCUCUCAGAUGCCAUGGAAAUCUAGAAUCAACUUGACCGCGAAUACCACUACUUCAAACAUUGGUUAUCGAGUUAAAAGCUCUGGACGGUCGUGCAGACUGCCUCCACGAAAAGCAGACCCUCCUAUUCCCUCACCACCAGCUAGUCCACACACAGACAAGAACGACGAUUCAGAUACUAGCCCACACUAUGUCCUUCACUCCCCGAUAUCACCUCUGUCACCGGGUUCUCCCACGUUCCCAGAUGGGUUGCUUACGCCAUUAUGGGUAACAAAACACCAGAAUCUGGUCCCUGCUGCAGUGAUAAACUUCUUUCCUUUCUCAUUGGAUCCGAAUAUGAAUUCUUUGCGCGAUAAUCAGCUCAAGAUCGAGAUCAACAGCUUGAAGAAAGAAUGGCAAUCCUCCGGAUACAAGACGCGAUUUCUGGUGAUCCUGAUAUCGGAAGAUGGAGAAGAGGGUGGCUACGAGGGUGAGAUCGAUGAUCGUAUUGCAGGAAUCCGACGGGCAACAAAUCUGGACCCCAAGUCGGUUCUUGUGAUUCCACCAGAUGCAACUACGUCGGAAUUGCGAGAUUUUGUGAAGUCCCUCUUUUCUCUUCUGCAGCCAUCGGUCGUUGAAUAUUACCGUGAUUUGUCCAAACAUGCUAGGCGCAAGCGAAAUCGAGGCACUAUUCCCCCUCCAACAGCACCGCCGACGAGUGGCACUUCCCAAACUUUAUCAUCUCAGGGCUGGAACGUGCGUUACGAGUUCAAACUUGGGAUUCUUGCCGAAUUUCGCCAGGAAAUGGAUGCAGCUUGUCGCAAUUACGAGAGUGCUUAUGAAACUCUAUUCGGGGAGGAGGUGUUCGAAAUUAUUGCAGGAUGGAAUCCCCGAUUCAAUGAUGCACGCCUCUUAGCGGACGCUCUUGCAAUUCGAAUCAUUCGUUGCCUGCUUUGGACGAGUCAGACAACUACUGCCGUCCGAUUCUGGGUCGACCACAGGAUCCGUGUGAAGGAUAUCGUCAACCGCAGAGGCAAGGGGAGUAAGAACUACGGAUGGGAGGCCUGGGAGGCUCGCUGGUCGAUGGUAAUGGCCCAACUUAUCCGCCGUGCGGAGACUUCGCCAAUCUCUGACGACAUUUCUCCUGAAUAUUCCGGCGAACUGUAUACAUUACCGGAGAAAUCGAUUCCCACCGGGGAACGAGUUACCCCUUGGGAAAACAUGCACCAUGAGGGAUAUUGGCUCCACCGCUCAGCAAAACAUAGUAUGGCUCGACGGUCACUCGCCCAAGAAAUCCCUGCCGAAGAUCGGAUAUCUCCUGGGCAGUCACCCGCCUCCCAGCUCGCUAAUAAAUCCUAUCUAUACGAUACAUAUCUUGUCUCAGAGACUCACGUUGAAGCACCACAGGAAGGACGAACUGGCUUCGAUCAUUCUGCACUGAUACUGAGCACUCUGAAGGCUGCACUAACGGAGUUUUCAAAACGCCAUCAAACGCGGAAGGUUGAGAGUUUAAGUCUCGAGGCUGCCGAAGAAUACAUGCGGAUUGGCUCAUGGCCUGAAGCACAUGCGAUUCUUCAGCCCCUGUGGUCGACUCUCACCUGGCGCCGCUCUGGAUGGUGGCAUUUGAUGGUCAACUUUGGAUGGGCACUCAGAGAAUGUGCGCUGAGAGUGCGGGACUGUGAAACAGUACUGCGAGUGGACUGGGAGCUGCUCAAUAAGGCUUUCAAACCGAGACCUGCUUGGCAUUAUAACAUUCACCGAAGUCUCGAAGGUCUCUCCUCAGAGAAACCAAAGCCGUCACUUGUACUUCGUGCAGAGGAUGUCAUAACAAGUUUAACUGCAUCGCUGGUAUUCGAGAAAUCCGAUGGCAACGUUGGCGAGCCUUUGAAAGCCCAGCUUGCAAUAACAUCUUGUGCCCACGAAUCAUCUGCCCCCAUACGCCUGUCAGAAAUCAAACUGGUUUUUGAAGGAUGUCUUCGCCCAAUUAAAAUCCAGUCAGACCAGAACGAAAAUGCUGACACAACAACCCCAGCAUGCAUUGCAUCUCUCCCACUGCGCGAGCCGAGUAGCCUGCCAGACACGACCGUUCAAUCUCCGACUGGCGCAUUGCCCACAUUGGGUGGUAUCGCAGAUCUUACUAUUGGGCCCUCUCAGACCAAGAUUUAUAACCUCACCUGCAUUCCUCGCGAAGCUGGUGAAGCUAGAAUAGCUUCCAUGACUAUGUUGAUCGAAGAGGAGCAAUUCGAUCUUGCGUAUGCAAUCACCGAUCACCAAGACCAGCACGAGUCUUGGUGGUGGCAGCAAACCCAGAAAGGCGUGACUCGCCGAAGAGUGGGUAAGGAUCGGGAUACAGCGAGGUGCAAGGUCAUGCCCAAGCCUCCAAAAAUCCGCCUUACAACCCCUAAUCUAAGACAAACCUACUACACCAACGAACAGGUGGCUCUUCAGAUUGGAAUCCAUAAUGAAGAGGACGAAGCGGCCGAUGUAUCGGCUGAUAUCAGGCUCUUGGGUAGCUCUGAAUCUACUACACAGAUCCAUUGGCUCGAUGGCGUCAGCAAACCUGAAUCUCCCGAGUCAGGCGGAAGCACCCCCAUUGAAGGGCCUUCCCAUUUCCUGAAGCGGUCUGUGGGAGUUGUGGAGCGUUCCUCUGACAAGACCCUUACAAUUCUUUUGUCCGACACUCAUGACGCUACGAAUUUCACAUUAGAAGUUUCAGCUGUUUAUCAUUUGGUGUCCGAUAUUCAGACGCCGAUUAUGAAGACCAUUACCGUGGAUUUAUCAUUUAUUCGACCGUUCGAGGCAAAUUAUGAAUACCUGCCCCGGGUUCACUCUCAACCGUGGCCAAACUUCUUCGCCGUCGGGGAUGACCUUCUUGGGAGUAACACUGCAUCAACUCCUGGGGGCCUACAGCAGAAGUGGUGCCUCAAUUCCAAGGUUGUAUCGUUUGCAUUGGAGCCGCUAGUCAUCGAGAAGAUGUCUCUUCUUCUUCUAGAGGUCAACGGAGGCGCUGUCUGCAAGGUUGACGCGGAAGAGCUUGUCAGCCCGGAAGCACCUCACAUAGGACCCGAGGAAUUACGAGAAUCCAACUUUUGUCUCGAUGUUCAGAAGUUCAUUCUCGGGGAUCGUAGACCCACCGCAGUCAAUUGCGCAUUGGAAAUCAGUUGGCGACGACAGGCACCCGAGCCUGCAGCUUCAUCUGAUAUGGAGAACGCUGUCACAACCUCUGUUCUUGAUAUCCCUCGAUUCAUCGUCCCGAUGGGAGAGCCUCGAGUGCUUGCGUCGGCCGUUUCAUCAAGCAGCAUGUCUGGGCUGGUUCAUAUGUCAUACACGCUUGAGAACCCAUCCACCCAUUUCCUCACCUUCAAUUUGGUUAUGGAAGCCAGCGAGCACUUUGCCUUCAGUGGGCCGAAGUCAGUGGUUGUGCAGCUUAUGCCGUUUAGUCGUCAUACAGUGCGAUUCAAUUUGUUUGCUGCCAAACGUGGCCUAUGGAUUCAACCACAAUUGGUGGUGAUUGAUACCUACUUCAACAAGACGCUUCGGGUCCUUUCAACAGGGGACAUGCGAUCUGACAAGAAAGGAGUUUUGGUAUGGGUUGACGCAGAUGACUGA